Falco peregrinus (peregrine falcon) is the source of this 2236-nucleotide messenger RNA. Its product is annotated as V-set and immunoglobulin domain-containing protein 4-like. Gene Ontology annotation, biological process: negative regulation of macrophage activation; negative regulation of interleukin-2 production; negative regulation of T cell proliferation. The record is from RefSeq and is a predicted model, not a curated record. The transcript has 7 exons. Bases 185 to 1321 code for a protein of 378 amino acids. NCBI's taxonomy places the organism in Eukaryota, Metazoa, Chordata, Aves, Falconiformes, Falconidae. Gene Ontology annotation, molecular function: complement component C3b binding.
UGUCCAUCCUUCACUCUUCACCUAACUCAGCAGUGAAAUGGACUCGUGAUAUUUCAGAAAGAGGAUCUGACAUGACAAAGGACAGAAGAAAGGGAAGUGUUCUUCACUUGCAUUCUGGUCCCAGGAGUGUGGGGGUCUCUCACAAAUUGCAGGGAAAGGAGGACAGGCCUGCAGCUCUGGGAGAAUGGGAGAAGUUGUGCGGAUAGUGGUGUUUGUGAUGGCUUUCAUCAGCUGCAAUGCCCUCCUGGAUCUGUCUGGUGUCCCCCAGGUCAAGGGCACGUGGAUGGCAACCACCACUUUACCGUGUGCAUACAUGCCCUCAGAAGGUUUCACACAGCAAAUGCUCAGCUGGAGCAUAGAGCGAGACCAUAGGACCUCUACCAUCUUUCGGAGGGACGAUUCUGGUGACCACAUCCUGUUGGCUCAGUUCCGAGACCGGGUCAGCGUCCCAAAGCACAGCCCAGGGAACGCCUCACUCCUAAUUGAGAACCUCGAAAUGCCUGACAGUGGACACUACACCUGUAAAGUCAUCUGGAGGUCUGAAAACAACAGCUUGGUAACAAAGGAGGUGACCACUGUGGUUAAAGUAGUCAAAGUUGCUGUGACCAAGCCCGUCAUCAGGGCGGGUGAGCUGGGGCUGGCAGUGCCGGCAGGAGCCAGGACCAGCCUGACCUGUGUGGCCGACGGGUCCCCCCCCAUCAGCUACCGCUGGUUCAGGAGCACCCCGGGAGGGAAAGCCCUGCUCCUGAGCAGCCAGGCUGAGCUGGCGUGGGACAGCCUGCAGCCCUCCGACGCCGGGAAGUACUACUGUGAGGCAGAGAACAGGGCUGGAGCCAGGGCAGUGCAGCAGAGCGACACCGUUGAGCUGACAGUGAGAGGGUCCCCAGUCACACAGCAGCCCAGUGCUGGGACUGACAGGCACGCCAGACCCCCGCUCACCCCUCGAGGCAGUGGGACCCAGCAAGUGCCCACAGGGACCCCCCAGACCGCGCCCGCCGCGCCCCUGUACGCGCUGCCGGCCGCGCUGGGCGGGGCCGCGCUGGGGGCGCUGAUGGCCGCGCUGCUGCGCCGCAGGCCCGGCAAGAAGGAACCUCUCUAUGAAGUUGCUUUCUGCAGCACUGCAGAUGUCAUGAGAUUGGAGACUGAUGUGGAAGUCCCUGUUAAGUGCCUACACAAGAAGACAAAUUGUAAGACUGAAACAUUCAAUGAUACUUUCACUGUGAAAGAUGACAGCCACAACAGCGUAUACAUCAGGAAGAAUCCUGAGUAUGAGAACCUUGUGAGUGCAAUGGAAUCAGAAUAUGAAACAGAAAGAAUUUAGUAGAGUACCAGCUUUUCCUCAUGAGCAGCCGUGCAGGGCUGCAGAUACUCAAUGGUAAACUUUACCAAAGGAAAAUCUUCUUCCUGUCUGCCUCCUGCUGUGAUAAAUGUACCAGUCUCACUGCUUUCCUUAACCUAGGGGAACUACAUAAUCUCGGGCUUUGGCAAAUGAAGCUCAUUGGUGCGGAAACCCUCAGCCAGGUGAUUAUCAACCUACUUUUACAGAGCAAAUAAUUUCUGAGCCUGAAGGGCCAAGGUGAGGAAGAGAGGAUCUGAAGGAGUGGAAACACUUUGGCCUGCAAAUUGAGGUGUAGCUGGGUGCAGUGCUGCUAGCCAGUAACACUGGUAAGGUGUACUUUCCAGUGCAUGUUCCCCUGUUAGGACAUCCCAGACUGCAAGGAGCUGAGGAGCCGGGGAUUGUGCUGGAAAUGGAUGCCGUCUGGCUUUUCACGUUCAACAAUUACUGGUUGUACAUCCUGCUUGUCCUUGAGUCUUUUUUAUUAGAGCAUAAUAAAGGGACUGCAGAGGGGGGGAGUGAUGUCCCAGGAAUGCAAUUUUUGCUAUCAGACUGGAGCUCAUUGCUUAGAGGAAGAGGAAAUGGCCCUGUGGGUGAUGAGCCUCCUAACUGCCACCCUCUGGUUUUCUCCCGGAAAAGCAGAAUUGGUGUUGAAGGAAAUGCUAGAAUUUUCCUUUUACCGUGUGGGGACCAAACGCAUAAUAAAAGAGAGAAAUCUGAGGCACGUGGAAUAAUGAUGGAGCGAGGGACCUCCCUGGACACAACAGACUGAUGUUGAUUCACUCUGUGGGACUUGAAUCAAUCUGUCUUGAUUACAACAGAGAUAUUAACUCUGACCUAUGUUAUGGGAAUGCUGUGAGUGCUCAUGUUUGUACCUUGAAAUACACUUGAAAAGUGCUC